UGCUAUUGUUAUCAUCAAGAAACUUCGAUAUCUUAUCAAGAUUAUCUCUCCUCUCCUCCCUCUCUCUCCCUGUCUCUCUCUAAAAAAACAUAUUGAAAAUUUCUGAAGCUUUUCUUUAGUUUCUUCUCGAGCCAUGCCUCCAAUGAAAGCUGUGUUGCAAUUGAGUGUUCUCGAGGAAAGAAUCAGAAAGAAGGCUUUUGUCACCGUUUCUAGAUGUCAAGGUGUUGCUUCGAUAGCAUUUGAUAAAACCGGGAAAAUGACUGUAGUUGGUGAAAUUGAUGUACCGGUUAUCGUAAUGAAGUUAAGGAAGCUAUGUAACACAGAGAUUGUUUCGGUUGAAGUUGUUAAACCACCUGAGAAAAAACCCGAGGAGAAAAAGCCCGAGGAGAAAAAACCGGAAGCUAAACCAGCUGCUCCAGCUAAACCGGAAAUUGUUGCAUGGCCGGUUCAGAUGAGCAACCCAUACCAAUACAAUCCUGCAUAUGCAAAUUAUUGCUAUCAACCAUACGGGACUUCUAGAGUUGCUGUAGACGAACCUGGUUGUGUGAUUAUGUAGUUGUUUUCGAGAGUCAUAAUCGAAUAAUGUUAGAAGUU
Messenger RNA from Capsella rubella, 594 nucleotides. RefSeq names its product heavy metal-associated isoprenylated plant protein 13. The transcript is spliced from 3 exons. The coding region runs from base 134 to 556 and encodes 140 amino acids. NCBI's taxonomy places the organism in Eukaryota, Viridiplantae, Streptophyta, Magnoliopsida, Brassicales, Brassicaceae. The record is from RefSeq and is a predicted model, not a curated record.